This is a messenger RNA of Cercocebus atys (sooty mangabey), 4665 nucleotides long. RefSeq names its product Rho guanine nucleotide exchange factor (GEF) 33 (gene ARHGEF33). The record is from RefSeq and is a predicted model, not a curated record. Lineage: Eukaryota; Metazoa; Chordata; Mammalia; Primates; Cercopithecidae. Gene Ontology annotation, molecular function: guanyl-nucleotide exchange factor activity.
CUUUUCAAUGUACAACUUUUCAAUUUUCUAAUACACCAAAGAUAUUCCUCCUAAAUGGGUUUCUUCCUUUUACUCAUUGAAACUAAAUGCAGUUCAGUUAUUUGAUUAGUUGAUGCUAGAAUUUGACCUGGAGCUUAUAUAAUUAGAAGAGACACUAGUUUUCAUCAUUUAAAAGCCUGGUUAGCAUACUACGGUCUCGUUUCAGGGGAAGUCAAACCUCUCUACUGCUUCUUUUUAUAACCUUUAAGUUAAUUCAGAACCCAGAUAAGCCUUGAUCUGAGGAUGAUAUAACCACCGCAAGCAACAUGGGAACUUCUAGAGAAAACAAGAAGAAGACUUCAAAAAACAUGCUGUGAUGUCUCCCAGUGGAGACAGGGCACGAGGUGCAGGGAAGAGGAGGUGGCCUGAGGCAGGACGAUGAGGAUGCAAUGUUGAAGAAUAAGCUGGAGAAGAGAAGUAACCGGCACUAUGGAAAAAACCAAAACAAAGCAAGGAGAGAAUGAACAUAUGCCGGUGAAUAAUCCUUCCACGCAGAUUUACCAGUUGCAGGCACUGGCCUCCGAACUCAAAACUGGCUUCACAGAAGCAAUGCAAGAACUGUCAAGAAUUCAACAUGGAGAAUAUGCUUUGGAAGAAAAGGUUAAGAGCUGCAGAUGUUCCAUGGAAGAAAAAGUUACUGAGAUGAAGAAUUCAUUAAACUAUUUCAAGGAAGAACUGAGCAAUGCCAUGUCGAUGAUCCAAGCCAUUACCUCCAAACAAGAAGAAAUGCAACAGAAAAUCGAACAGCUUCAACAGGAGAAGCGAAGAGAAUCUCGAAAAGUUAAAGCCAAGAAAACUCAAAAAGAAGAGCACAGCUCCCAGGCCGGGCCUGCCCAAGCACAAGGAAGUCCUUUUCGUUCAAUCAAUAUCCCUGAGCCUGUUCUUCCAAGCGAAGACUUUACCAACCUUUUGCCUUCUCAGGCCUAUGAAAAAGCCCAAGAGUCCAGAUCUGUUCAUGUAGGAGACAGUAAUGUGAAGGGAAUGAUGGGUCCUGGUAAGUGAACCCAACACUCCAGAGCAGAAGAAAACCUCAAGUCUUGCCUCUCAGCUGAUCAGUCCAAGGGCCAUCUCCCAUCUGGCGAUGGGAGGCAGCCUAAGGAUGGUAAAGAAUGGGGUGAGAAUACGUCGAAAGACCCAGAUAAACUCAAGGAGGCUGGCCAGGGUAGACACAGCUCCUUGGAAACUCAGCUAUGUCAGAUUUCUCUUGCUGCUAAAAGACAGACUGUGGCCCUGGAACUGCUUGAAUCUGAAAGAAAAUAUGUCAUUAACAUCUCUCUGAUCUUGAAGAUAAAAGCCACAUUCCAGGGGUCAGAUGGAAAGAGGAAUUCCAAAGAGAGAAGCCUCUUCCCUGGCUCUUUACGGUAUCUCGUCCAGCAGCACCUGGAUCUGCUUCACGCGCUGCAGGAAAGGGUCCUGAAGUGGCCACGCCAAGGCGUUCUUGGAGAUUUAUUCCUUAAGUUAACAAAUGAUGAGAAUAAUUUCUUGGAUUAUUAUGUUGCCUACCUAAGGGACCUGCCUGAGUGCAUCUCAUUGGUUCAUGUUGUAGUCCUGAAAGAGGGUGAUGAAGAGAUUAAAUCUGACAUCUACACGUUGUUUUUUCACAUAGUCCAGCGCAUCCCUGAAUAUCUGAUACAUCUGCAGAACGUCCUGAAGUUCACAGAGCAGGAGCACCCUGACUAUUAUCUACUACUGGUGUGUGUCCAGCGCCUCCGAGUAUUUAUCUCACACUACACCCUGCUGUUUCAGUGCAAUGAAGAUUUGCUUAUUCAGAAACGGAAAAAGCUCAAGAAGUCAUCCAUGGCGAAGCUGUACAAAGGGCUGGCUUCCCAGUGUGCCAAUGCCGGGCAAGAUGCUUCCCCCACUGCAGGUCCUGAGGUUGUCCGUGACACCGGGAUCCACUCAGAAGAGAUGCUACAACCCUACCCUUCUGCUCCCAGUUCUGGCCCUGCUGUCACCCAUCUGAUGCCCCCAGUGAAGAAAAGUCAACAGCAGCAAAGCCUGAUGGAGAGCAUGCAGCCCGGGAAGCCCAGUGACUGGGAGCUGGAGGGCAGGAAGCACGAGCGUCCCGAGAGCCUUCUGGCACCGACGCAGUUCUGCGCGGCCGAGCAGGACGUGAAGGCGCUGGCCGGGCCCCUGCAGGCCAUCCCGGAGAUGGACUUCGAGCCCUCUCCGGCCGAGCCGCUGGGCAACGUAGAGCGCUCCCUGCGCGCCCCGGCCGAGCUCCUGCCCGAUGCCCGCGGCUUCGUGCCCGCGGCCUACGAAGAGUUCGAGUACGGCGGCGAGAUCUUCGCGCUGCCCGCGCCCUACGACGAGGAGCCGUUCCAGGCUCCGGCCCUCUUCGAGAACUGCUCGCCCGCCUCCUCCGAGUCCAGCCUGGACAUCUGCUUCCUGCGGCCCGUCAGCUUCGCCAUGGAGGCUGAGCGGCCGGAGCACCCGCUGCAGCCACUGCCCAAGAGCGCCACGUCGCCGGCGGGCAGCAGCAGCGCCUACAAGCUGGAGGCGGCGGCGCAGGCGCAGGCGCAUGGCAAGGCCAAGCCGCUGAGCCGCUCUCUCAAGGAGUUUCCGCGUGCACCGCCCGCCGACGGCGUGGCCCCGCGCCUCUACAGCACGCGCAGCAGCAGCGGCGGCCGCGCGCCCAUCAAGGCGGAGCGCGCCGCGCAGCCGCACGGCCCGGCUGCUGCCGCUGUAGCCGCUCGCGGCGCGCCCCGGACCUUCUUCCCCCAACAGAGGUCCCAAAGCGAAAAACAGACCUAUUUGGAAGUAAGGAGGGAGAUGCAUUUAGAAGAUACUACCAGAUUCUGUCCCAAAGAAGAAAGAGAAAGUGAACAAACGUCUUUCAGCGAUCAAAAUCCCAGGCAAGACCAGAAAGGGGGCUUUCGCAGCUCCUUCCGCAAGCUCUUUAAAAAGAAGUCCAGUGGAUCAGAAUACAGGGAAAAAACUAAUGAGAAUCCCUCAAUGGAUCCUUCACCCACCAAACAAGAUUUCUUCAGAAACCGACUUGCUCUUGCAAAUGACCUUGACCAAGGAACAGCUGUGUAAAACAUACUUAAAGUUGUAUUGUCAAGUGGUAAGAUGAGGAUAAAAAGCUUGUAUAUAUCUGUGUAGGAAUAUAUAUAUAUAUAUAUAUCGAUGUAUAAAUCCCUGAGGAAAACUAAUAUAAAUACUUACAUAUGAAACUAAAUCAACAUACAAGACAUUGAAGAGAUGAAGAUUAGUUUCUGGUUAAGAUCUGGCUUUUUGAACCUCAACACUGGGGAAAAGGGAAAAGAAGACUUUUCACAUCAUUACAGAAAAACACAAUAAAUUUGGAGGAAAAUAAACAUUUGUAAGAAUGAAAACUUCCACCUUGAAGUCAUUCCCCGAGUAUAAUAUUGAGCAUGUUCAUAUUUAACAUGGAUGUGAAUUUUAUGCUUCCUAGGCAUUUAACUUAUUAACUCAUCCAGUGUUCUUAGACUAAUUACACUGUUAGGGGCCAGUUCUGUCUUGCUUCGUGUCUUCCAAAAACCCCAAGGCAAUAUCUAACAUCCCUUAAGUCAAAGGAUUAAUUAACAGAACUGUAUUUUAUAUGUUGCAAAUCUGAGUUAUGGAGAAUUUGUGCCUAAACCAUGAUUCAGAAGGUUCAAAGCUUAAAAACACAUUGAUCUCCAAACUUGUUCUGUGGUUAUGGAAAUCAGUAAAGGGAACAAGGAUUUCUGUAGAAACUGGGGAGAGAGGAAGGCAAAGAAACAUUUUCCCUUGUGUGGGUUGAGCUGAGGAUGGAAACAGUCCAGUCUGUGUUUACUGAGUACUCGGUAUUCAACAUCCGCUAGUGAUCUUAAGUGUCACACACACUCAUGACCAGAUGGGCUAGGAAAAAAGCAGUGAUUUAGCCACAUCCUCUUAAAAAGACUUUCUGCAGCCUGAAAAGAAGGUGGCAACAGCACCAAACUUCAAUGGCUCACACACAGCAGUUGCUACAAACAGCAGGUCAAAGUGAAAAUUCAGGAUUGCAUUACUUGACUGUUUUCCUAUUUGGUAAAGAAACCAAGCUCUUAACGGCUCAGAUAGAGGAAUCAAAUUGCAACGAGGCCUGCCUGGCUAUGGGGUGAUCAAAUGUGCUGUGUUUCCACAUGGAUAUGUCUAAGAUGGUCAGCAUCCUUGAUAUGCCCCAAACAUCAGAUUUGUAAUAGAAAAAAAAUUGGGUUUAAACAAUUUGUCUUUAUUCUCAGGCAGUUCCCUAUAGUAAAUUAGGGGUAUUUGGUUUCUGUUCAUUCACAGUCUUGGUACUCAAACUGGUGUCUUCAGAAGCUGUUCCUCUAUUGAAGCGUUUGUUGAUAAAAUAGGCAAAGGUUCACUUCUAAGUGUUAACAAGUUUUCUUCUUGUCUGAUGACAAAUUAGGAACUCACCUACUGCAUUUUGAACAGUAGUUGUCUGGAACACAUAAAGGAUCACUGCCAAGUUUUUUGAGUUGCCAGUGUUUAAGUUUAAGCUAAGAUUUUCAUUUCCCUGAAGUUAAUGAAUGCAUUUGAAAUUAGAUUUUUCUCUUAUUAUCAGAAUGGCAGUGCUUGAAAGCACAAUGCCAAAUCGACUGGACAUGGAAAGUGAAAUACUACAGAAGUCACAACCUAUUAAAUAAAACAUCAACA